Lodderomyces jiufengensis is the source of this 1680-nucleotide messenger RNA. RefSeq lists its product as uncharacterized. The transcript has a single exon. Bases 1 to 1680 code for a protein of 559 amino acids. NCBI's taxonomy places the organism in Eukaryota, Fungi, Ascomycota, Pichiomycetes, Serinales, Debaryomycetaceae. The record is from RefSeq and is a predicted model, not a curated record.
AUGUCAAGAUUAUUAUCACUGAUAAGGAUCAACACAAUACGAACACUAUCCAAAAAUCAACAACUACGUCAUUUUAAUAAAUCAUCAAUACUAUGUAAAGAUGAAAAAUCUAAGCAGAUGCUCAAAAUUUUAGGAGUAUCACUACAAGAAGGUAAAAUAGAAAAUAAUGAAGAUGGGAAAGAAGAAGAACAACUCACAAAACAAGAAGAUCAAGAUGAAGAAGAUCUGAUAAAUCAAAUACCACAAUUAUCAGAAUAUGAAUCAAUAUCUCAUAUGUCAAAUAAAGAAUUUUUAUUUCAAUUAGCAUUAGAUGGAAAUCGACCUUUUAUGUCAUUUGAAAAUAAGAAUAGAAUAGAUUCCAAGAAAAUAAUCAAAAAACUACCUGAUCAAAUUAACUUAUUAAAUAAAGAUGAUUUAUCAAUGACUAAAAUUAAUGAUAUGUAUUCAAAUUUAUCAAAACUAGAUUCAAAUAAAGAAAUGCAUGAAAAAUACUUAAAAAGAUAUUUUUACGACUAUAAUAAUGAUUUAAUAUUAUUGGGACAAACUAUUCGAGGUAUACAAACAAAAUUUAAAAUGUUAAGAAGAAAUGAAACUGAUAAAUUUAAUCCAGAAAAUGCAGUUUAUGAAUAUAUAAAUGAUAAAAUGAAGUAUCCAUAUAAUGUAGUGGGGUUUGAUAGAUCUUUGAUAGGUGUACCAUUAAGGAAAAUGGAUUCAAAUAUAUACCCAAGAGAAUUUAUACAAGAUUUACCAUCAUUUGGUGAUAAGAUAAACGUCAAGAAAUUCGAUUUAAAUUUUACAGAAAAAGAUGGUUCAAUUAAUAUUGAUCCAAGUAGAGUUACUCCAUUAAAAGAAUUAUACGACUAUGAAAAUAAAAAUUUUACAUCGGAUAAUAGAGGUGGAAUUUACGCUAGUCCAACAAUUCAAGUUAAUAAAGCAACUCAUGAAUAUCUUAGCAACAAGUUAGGAAUUCCAAGAAAUUACAUACAAGUAAGUAAUACUGAAAAUUACAAGAGAUUAAAAUUAAAUAAUCAUCAAAUUACAAAUAGAAUUGAACAAGAAAUAAGGAUAAUGAAAAAAUUAUUAUUAGAUGAAAUCAAAACUACAGUUGAAAGUUCGAAUGCGAAAUUAUUAAAUAAUAAUGAAUUCCAUAAUGAUUACAUAAAAUCAAAUCAAUUUAUAUUAUGUGAAAUUAAAAAUGAAAAACCAGGUACGAUUUACAUUUGGAAAAGUUUUAGCAUUUUACCAAUUUAUUUUUUAUUACCACUAAAUAAAAGAAGAGAAAGAAAUUUGAGGAAUCAUUUAUAUAAAUUAUUUUUAAUGAAUUUAGAAGAUAAAAUUGAUAUUUUAUUCAAAAUUAAAUAUGAUGUUGCAAGAGAUACUCAAAAAUUUAUGAAAAAUUUAAUAAAAAAUAUAGGUCAUACUAUAAAAUUUAGAUUAUGGAGAUAUUUUAAAACUUCAAAAUCUUUAGGUAAUAGCGCAACAACUUUUUCAUCAUCUAUACAAAUUCCAUUAUUAAAACAAAAAUUUAAAAAUAAAGAUGCUGUUAUUUAUGAACCUUUUAAAGAUCAUAGUUUUAAAAGAGUUUAUUGGUUAAAGAAACCAAAAAUGUUUGGACGUAACUUAAGAAGAACAAAUUUAAAAAUAAAUUAUUCAAAUAUUAAUGAUGAAUUAACUGAGUAA